Messenger RNA from Sander lucioperca (pikeperch), 2642 nucleotides. RefSeq names its product piggyBac transposable element-derived protein 4-like. The coding region runs from base 106 to 2028 and encodes 640 amino acids. The record is from RefSeq and is a predicted model, not a curated record. The transcript has 3 exons. NCBI's taxonomy places the organism in Eukaryota, Metazoa, Chordata, Actinopteri, Perciformes, Percidae.
AGGAAAGAGUUUCAAUGAGCACGCGUUGGCUGCAGAGAGUGAACUUUAAAUUGCGAGUUUGCUGAGUUAUUUAGCGUUGGUCGACUUUUGCGAAGUUCUGUGAACAUGUCCGUGGGGGAGAACAUGUUUACAGUGCAGCAGGCGGCUGCUUUAUUGCUCGAACUAGCCGAGGAAGAGGAGUUGUCCAUGUUGUCCUCUUCAUCAAGCGACUUCUCUGGGAACUCUGAAGCUGAGGAGGAUUUUCUCAAAGGAAGGGACUCUGAUAUUGAUCUAGAGUCAGAGAAGUCUGACCCAGAUUGGCAGCCGGAGGCAAAGAAGCCCAGGAGGACCCCAAGGUCUCUUGUUGAGGAGGAGGAGGAGGAAGAGGAAGAGGAGGAGGAAGAAGAAGAAGAAGAAGAAGAAGAAGAAGAGGAGCUGGAAUCCCAACCUUCUACCUCCACACCGCCUGCAAAACAGGGGAAGAGGAGAGCAGGAGGAAGAAGCCUUGCAGAGCAGAGUUCUGCACCCGAAGGUGCGUGGCAAGGCACUGAUGUGGAUGACAUCACUCCUGAACAGCCGUCCUUCCGCCCAGCACGCACACCCGGUGUCCAGCUCGUGGGUACUUCACAAUACACAGUGUUACAAUUAUUUCAGUUAUUUAUGUCGAAUAAAAUACUCCAGACCGUUUUGAAUAAUUCAAACAAGUUUGGAGAAGCUGACCAUCCAGAAACCUUUCAGAGGAUCACUAUGCCAGACAUGAUGUCGUACUUGGCCAUGAUUAUUUACAUGGGAAUAAUCGAUACGCCGAACAUCACCGACUAUUGGAGGAGGUCUGAGCUGUACACCUUUUCUUUCCCAUCGAGUGUGAUGUCAGGGCGCAGGUUCAAAGCCAUCUCGCGCGCCAUCCACAUCAGUGACCCCGACGACGACGCUGCCAACGACCUAAAGAGAGGCACCGCCGGCUACGACAGGCUUUGCAAAAUUAAGCCAAUGUACAAUGAGGUUAGGCAGGUGUGCAUGGCAAAUUACCACCCCCGCCAGUGUAUCGCCAUUGACGAGAGAAUGGUCGCAUCCAAAGCCCGCAAUGGACUCCGCCAGUACAUGAAAAAUAAGCCUGUGAAGUGGGGUUAUAAGCUGUUUGUGCUGGCGGACUCCACCAACGGUUACACCUGGGACUUCUUUGUGUACGAAGGAAAAGGGUCACCGAUUGUGAAGGGGCUCGCUUACGACAUCGUAAUGCGGCUCGUGAAUACACCGGUGUUGGGUACCGGGUAUAAGUUAUUUGUGGAUAACUUUUACACCAACCCAGGUCUCUUUCGCGACCUGCUGGCAAAGAAGAUCUGGGCCUGUGGUACCAUUCGCCAACAUCAAAUUGGGUUCCCCAAAGACAGGCCAGGCGGGCUUGAGAGGCGGGCUCCCCGGGGCACCAUCCGCUGGAUCCGCAAGGGGCCCGUGGUGUUCGUUCAGUGGAGGGACACCAGAGAUGUGCUGAUGUGCUCCACAAUCCACGCAGCCCACGGAGAGGACACAACCCAGAGAAGGGUCAAGGGGGCAGAUGGGCAGUGGUCUGUGCAGGACGUCCCAAUCCCACCAGCCAUCAAGGACUACAACAAGAACAUGGGUGGCGUGGAACUGUCCGAUGCCCUGAUUGGCUACUACACCAUCCUACACAAGACCAAGAAGUGGUACCGGUCUUUCCUGUUCCACUUCAUAGACAUCGCCAUCGUCAACGCCUUCAUCCUGUAUAAGGAGAUGGCCAUUGCAAGGAAGGAGAAGGUGAUGUCACAGAAGGCCUUUCGCGAGACCCUGGUGACGGAGCUGAAAGCGGUUGGGUCUACCACCACUGCCCCUCCACAGGCACCCCCUCCCGCUCCCCCUGGCGCCUCGCACAAACCUGUACAUUUUUCCCAGGAUGGCAGCGCAGGUCGGAGGAGGUGUGUCCACUGCCACCAGAGGACCACGGUGAAAUGCUCCUCCUGUGAUAAGUGUCUGUGUUUCACCAUAAACAGGGACUGUUACAAUGCAUGGCACAACCUGAAAAAGUUAUGACUCAUUUCUACAUAUUUACGUAAAUAGUUUUUUCAAGUUUUUCAUGUAAAUAGUUUUUGUGUCAUUCAUCCGUGUGUUUCCAUCAUUUGGACCAUCAGCUGUUGGGUUUCUCAACAAACUAUAGGCCAUCUGCCAUCCCUGCCCAUGUCAUAGCACAUACUCUUUCAUUUUUUAACGAUUUAGCAUUAAGCUUUGUAUCAGCAGAAACACAAGUAUUUUCGAAUGAUUGUGCUUCCCUCCCUCAUGUCCCCCUGAGACGAGAGAUCUCUGUAAUGUGGAUCUGGAAAAAAUCUUCCAAUGACGCAAAAAAAUCGUUUUCCGUCAUCGGAAGAUAUUUUUGCCCAGAGUUUGUGGACUACAGCCAGCUAGUUGUCCGCAUGUUUUCAACCCACCCAUAGAGGGUGGGACUGUCUUUACACGAAGCUUGCCGAAGUAAACCGAACGUCAGCCAUCUUGAAGCUUCGUUAAACAGCCUCUGUCUUUUCAGUAGCAAACUUUUACAACAAUUAUGUGCAUUCGAACUACCGCACAUGUAUACCACCGGGAUACAUUGGUACCAAUCGGAGAAUAUACUACUACUAAUAUUCAACACACUACAUGAGCUUCGCCCGCUA